AUGUUCCGCGGCUCCAAGCUCCUCCCGCCUCACGUGCUCGGAGACUUAGCGCGUCACAACAGAGGCACCACUUCAACAACACGCGACGACGGAACAUUGAUACCGCCAAUUGCUACGCCACCCAUCGCUAUGGCGCCAGUCGAUCGGCGCGAGCACCGGCAGCAACGCGUUCGCGGCGCAGGAGCCAGCCCGUCUUCCGUGCAGGCGUCUUUUGGCUUCAACUUCGGCGCUCUCGGCGCAAAAUCAGCGAAACAGGCCUCGCUCCCACCUCAACUAUCGUCCCGUCGAACACCAGUCCGCAACACACCACGCGGCGCGAAUGGCUCGGCUCAGCGACAUCGAAGCGCGUCAGCCCCGCGUAGCAGCUCAAAGCGCGCACACACGCCAAAAGGACAAACAGUGACCCCGCAAGUGGGCAAGAGAAAGCGGGGUUCGACGGUGGUGGAGCUCAGUGACGAUAAUGGCGAAGAGGAUGAGCUCAGUCCAGAUCGAGAAGAAGUCGUGCGCUCUAUCGAGAAGAGCAGGCGCGUGAUCGGCACCGUCUCACCCAUCCACGAGGAAGUCGAUGAUGCAAUAGACGAACUCUCGAUGCUUGGGGACGGUGGGAGCACCGUUCGCAAGUCCACCGUGGACGCACCAGCUGAAUCAAACGGGACGCCCAUGUCGGCACUUGCACAAAAGCGCAUAUUCUCUGGCCACACACUAAAACGAACACCAAUCGGAGACAAAAUUGGCAGCAUAGUCGCAACUUCAAGACAGUCCAUUACACGCAGGUCCAAGUCCAAGUCCACUGAUCCUGCGCCCGAGACGCCCAGUGUGGUACCAAAUGGCCGCCCACGUCUGUCAGUCGCAUCACGCUCUAGUGCAGCGCUCAAUACGCCAAGCGCACCACAAGCAGAAGACGAAAGCGAAGACGAACUCUCCCCAGCUCAGGCCAACGGCAGCACUCCGCGCAUUGUAGCCACUGAAGAGCAACCCGAAACCAGCGCCCAAGAUGAAGGUCAGAUGGAGGUUGACGAGCUCUCUUCACCAGCACAGCCCACGCCGGGCCAAACCACGCCGGCUGGACAGGAAGCGGUGAGAGCGAACGAAGCCGACCUCAAUGAUUCUAUCGAUCAAACAGCGACGGAGCUUCCUAAACGUCGUGGCCGCCCCCGAAAGGCCAUCCUGGCCGAUGAAGACGAAUCCCUUAGCGCACCAGUUCCUGCGAAGACUACAAAGCGCGGUCGCCCUGCGAAGGCUGCGAAAGCAACGGCGGUGGCGACCCCGGUAUCAAGAAGAUUGAGUAAGAAGGACACAAUCGCUGGUGCACAAGAGGAUCAGGAUCAGGAUGAGGAGCUUGACGAGCUUUCACCCGACAAGGAGCGCGUUGUCGAGUCGGCAAAACAAUCCGCCAAACGCAGAAGAGAAGUCUUGGAUGUCUCCGAAGGGGAGGAGUCGGACGCAUACGAGGAGCCUGGAUCAGAGGAGCCCGAACCCAUACCACGCAUUACCAAACGUCAAUCGCCCAAAGGAGCACAACAUGUUAAGCCAUCGACGGAGAAGCCACCACGGAAGCGUCACAGGUUCCUUGGCCCGAAGCACGCAAUAUCUGUCAUGCGUAUCAAAGGGUCUUCUGUGCGCGGCAUCACGGUUGCUGACACUACGCGUACCAUCCUUGAAGAAAAUAUCGAUCACCGUCUCAAUCGCAUGGCCGAAAAGCUGCAGACUUCCACAGAUUCCGCACGCCGCAAAGAGCUGCGCGGCGAGCUCAACAUGUCUCUGUCCUUCAAGGAAAGCCUGAAUGAAAAGUUGCUGGAUUUGCAAGACGCAAACGACGUUCUGAGCACCAACUUCAAGAAGAUGAAGCUAUUCAGGCGCGACAACGCCGAGUUGCGCAAAGACAUACUCGCGUUCCAGAACAACAGGCAGCAGAUCGCUCUCGAGCAUGAUGAUGUGCAAGCAAGAUACGAUGCAGAGAAGGCAAAGGCCGAUGCAAGGAACAAGCUCAGUGAAGACAUGUUCAGCAUUGAAGCCGCGAUACAGAACGGGCGUAAGAAGGCGCGGAAGGAGGGCCGAGAAAACGAAGGUCCUGAAGUCCCGCUCAGCAUGUUGCUCGGGAUGGUAGGAGACAAUGUGGGCUCAUCCGGUGGUGGUUUGCUCGGCAACGUCAAGUUCUUUAAUGGCGCACUAGAAAGAGCCGCGGGGUGGCUGGAAGGUCGCGCAUGA
This is a messenger RNA of Parastagonospora nodorum SN15, 2208 nucleotides long. RefSeq lists its product as hypothetical. The transcript has 3 exons. Bases 1 to 2208 code for a protein of 735 amino acids. NCBI's taxonomy places the organism in Eukaryota, Fungi, Ascomycota, Dothideomycetes, Pleosporales, Phaeosphaeriaceae. Gene Ontology annotation, molecular function: DNA binding. The record is from RefSeq and is a predicted model, not a curated record.